AUGGCACAGAUUCCACCAUCACCACUACACAAGCCGCUUUCUUCUAUCGAUGCGAGUAGCAGCUUAACGACACAAUCACCAUCAUCGAAUGAUCGUUCAUAUCACAAUACAUCUUCUUCAUCAUCAGCGAAUCGGUUGCAGCAACACGUGAAUACAAACAACAAUGAUUCAGAUGCCGAGACUGAAGUAGCUGAGGAUGAUACCAUACGCAAUGAAGAUGAGGAAGAAGACGAGGAAGAUCGCUAUUGGCAUGAAUUUCAAAGGCGACAUCGCAACAAGAAUGCAACAGCCAAACGACAUCGAUCGGUUGCUUCAUCAGCAUCAUCCACAUCCAGUGCAAAUAGCAAUGCUGCUGUAUCAGAUACGAGCGAAGAAGAUGAAGAAGAUGAAGAUGAGAUUCGCAUGGGACGUAAACGAAAGCAUUCUCGAUCGACAUCAGCAACUCGAGGUCGACGUAAAGCAUCUACAACUGAGCAUACACCAGAGAAACGACGACGAGGACGACCGAGAAAAGAUAGUUCAUCGACAAUACAAGAUGAGGAUGAAAAGAUGACAACAACAACAGCUGCUAGGAAAAAGCCUCGUGGAAGGACAGCAUGUCAAGAUCCCAACAAACCAGACAAAGCAGGUCGUACCAAACUGUUUGUGUUUACUGGCGCUGGCAACCUUGACAAGGUCAAAGAACUUGUUAGCCGAGGUGCGAAUGUCAACUUUCGUGAUAAUGCUGGUUGGACUCCUUUGCAUGAAGCUUCGUUGAAGGGACAACACAAUACGGCACAAUACCUUGUUUCUUGUGGUGUUAAUGUCAAUGCACGUGGUUUCAAUGAUGAUACGCCACUUCAUGACGCAAGUUCCAAUGGAUUUCCAGAAUGCGUUCAACUACUUGUGGAUGCUGGUGCAGAUGUCUUUGCGCUCAAUUCUGACAAGGAGACACCGUUGGAUGUGUGCGACGAUGAUGCAUGUCGUGUGAUAUUGGAAAGCAAAAUGAAGCAGCUCAAUCGAUUAGUGGCCAAGGAUGACAAUGGUCGUACUAUUUUGCAUCGUGCAUGUGCCUCUGGACAAUAUGAUGAAGUAGCCCUUCUCUUGAAACAAGGUGCUAAUGCCAAUGCUCAGGACAAUGAGUUAUGGACACCAUUACAUGAAGCAGCACAUCAUGGACAUCUUGAGAUCGCCAAAUUACUCGUUCAACAUGGUGCUGACUACAACUAUUUUGGCAACAAAGGAUACACGGCAUUGCAUCAUGCGAGUGCAGGUGGUCACAAAGACCUUGUUCAGUAUUUGCUUGACACUGGUGCUGAUGUUGAUCUUUGCAAUCAUGCUGGUGAGAAUGCAUAUCAAGUGGCGACAGCUGCUGAACCUCGUCGAAUCUUGGCUGCACGUAUUGAUGAAUUGAGGAAACAACGCACUGCAAGUGAUGCAAUCGAUGAAAUCACUUUUAUUUCUCAUACAAAACAACGACGCCAUCGACCUGAAAGUGGAUCAGCAACCAAUUCACGACCUUUGUCGCGAGAAGAACGCAAAAUCCAGGCUAUCAUGAGGACUUUUGCAAGUAUUGAACAGAACAAACGACCUCGACGAUCACGAAAUCGACAUGAUGAGAUGGAUGAAGAUGAAGACAAUGCUGUACAAAAGGAAGAUGGCAGGAGGAGGAGACGUAUCCAUGCUACCAGCACCUCGACAACCACCACUACAACAGCACGACGACGGCAGAAAUCCAUUUCGGCUGAAGUUGAUUCAUCAUCACGUGAACCAUCGCUUGAUCCAGAAACAACAUCAGAGAAAAUGACUCGUUCAGUAGCAAAAAAGGUCGAUGCGAGCAAAUUGGAUCCUCACAAAAAAGAUACCAGUGGUCGUACUCAUUUGCAUAAAUGGGCCAUCAAGGGUGAUUUAACGGUUGUCAGCACUUUGUUAAAGUCCGGAGCCAAUCCAAAUGAGAGCGACAAUGCUGGUUGGACGCCAUUGCAUGAAGCAGCUUUGAGAGGUCGCGAUCAAGUUGUUCUCUUGUUACUUGAAAAUGGUGCUGAUCCCAACUCCAAAGGUGCUGAUCAAGACACUGCUUUACAUGACGCCGUUGAGAAUGGCCAUGCUCACGUCAUUGAACACUUGCUGAAGUUUGGUGCCAAUCCACGUGCAAAGAAUAGCAAAGGUCUCACACCCUUGGACAUUGCCAGUGAGAACAAUGAUACUCAAAUCGAGAGUGUGUUGCGUCGUACAGUGGUCAAAGGUGGCAAACGGAAGGCUACUGGGGAAGCAAAUGGUGGCGAUGAUUCUCGUAAGCGGAUCAAAGAUGAAGAGGAACCAUCGCGACAAGAAGAUGAUGCUAAGGUGCCAGCUACAGAGAAGGCAAAAGCACAUGCUCGAGAAUUAUCUGGUCGUCACUUGCCCAAAAAGACGUUACAUCCUUUGCAACAACCACAGCAACAUCUUUCUGGAGGUGAUUUGUCUCCUGAUGGACCACACACACCUAUUCCCACACCACCACCAGAGCAUUGGCACGCCAAGGUUAAGGAAGAGAAGGAUUACAAUUCGCUUUCAUCGUUGUUAUUGGCCCCAUCCAGAGAACGAGCACCUACGUUAAUGGAAGCACAACGCUAUUUGCCACUCUAUACUGUUCAGCUAUUUGAAGAGACAGCAAGGAAGCUUUGCUUUUUUGUGGUUGAUUUCCAGAUCAGUAUGCUACUUGGUUUAUCCACCCAGUCCUUUUGGCAACGCUAUCCACAUUUAUGUCGACGACCGGUGACUGACAAGGAAAAGGAACGAUUAUGGUCACCAUUUGCAUCCAUGCUAUGUCAAGGUGGUAUCAGCAAGCAGGCUGAAAAGCAACGUUUCAACGAUACUGCUAUGCAUUUUGUGCUACUCGAACAAGUGGUUUCGGUUAUCAAGCAAGAUUAUGAUCAUUUAUCCCAAAGCCUUAUCACCAUCACGCUCGAUAUUGGAUACAAGGACGAAAACAGCGAACAUCACCCAUCGAUACCGAUUCAACCACAACAACCAGCUCCACAUUGUCUUUUGAACAACAAUCACGUGGCCAUGUUACCUAAGCGACCUGGCUGUGGUCUUCCUCCCAAGGUCUCGUUGAAGCUCCAAAAAUUCAAGAAAUGA
Lichtheimia ornata is the source of this 3102-nucleotide messenger RNA. RefSeq lists its product as uncharacterized. The record is from RefSeq and is a predicted model, not a curated record. The transcript has 2 exons. Gene Ontology annotation, molecular function: protein binding. Bases 1 to 3102 code for a protein of 1033 amino acids. Lineage: Eukaryota; Fungi; Mucoromycota; Mucoromycetes; Mucorales; Lichtheimiaceae.